AUGGACUCAGCAAUCACAGCUCCUGAUCAAGCUCAACGUCGCUUUAAAGCUAUUCACGGCCACCUCACCGCCGCCGCUGCACAAGAUGAGUCUCCACCUCAACUCCGGGACAACCACACCGCUGGAGAGUUCUUCUAUGGUAUGGGUCAGGAAUUCAUGCGGUGGAGUGAGAGUUGGAAGAGUGUCCUUGGACUUUGCCUUAAGUUGGUCAAGGAGCAGGGGUACAGUGUUGUGCUUCCAGAGAAAUUGCAAACAGGAAAGUGGAAUGUAUACAGGUCUGCUCGCUCCCCUUUACAGCUUGUGAGUAGAUUUCCUGAUCAUCCUGAAAUUGGUACACUGCACGAUAAUUUUGUGCACGCAGUUGAAACUUUCCGGGACUAUAAAUAUCUGGGCACACGAAUUCGUAUUGAUGGAACAGUUGGAGACUACAAAUGGAUGACUUACGGAGAAGCAGGUACUGCACGAACUGCGAUAGGUUCUGGCUUAAUAUACCAUGGAAUACCUAAGGGAUCUACUAUUGGAUUGUAUUUUAUCAACAGACCAGAAUGGAUGAUUGUCGAUCAUGCCUGCUCUGCAUACUCUUACAUAUCUGUUCCUUUAUAUGACACACUUGGUCCUGAUGCUGUCAAGUUCAUUGUAAAUCAUGCUGUUGCACAUGCUAUAUUCUGUGUACCUGAAACAUUGAAUUCGUUAUUGAGCUUCUUGUCUGAGAUUCCAUCUGUGCAUCUAAUUGUGGUAGUCGGAGGAAUAGAUGAUCAAAUGCCAUCUCUUCCAUCGUCAACUGGAGUUCAGGUUGUGACAUAUUCAAAACUGCUGAGUCAGGGUCGCAGUAACCUCCAGCCCUUUCGUCCACCAAAACCUGAGGAUAUUGCUACCAUUUGCUACACAAGUGGUACAACUGGAACACCAAAGGGAGUUGUAUUGACCCAUGGAAACUUUAUUGCAAGUGUUGCUGGGGUCACUCUUUCUACUUCAUUCAGCUCAUCAGAUGUUUUCAUAUCAUAUUUGCCUUUGGCACACAUUUAUGAACGGGCUAACCAGGUCAUGUUGGUGCAUUGUGGAGUUGCUGUUGGAUUCUACCAGGGGGAUAAUAUGAAAUUAAUGGAUGACAUGGCUGCCCUUCGACCCACUAUAUUCUGCAGUGUUCCUCGGCUCUACAAUAGAAUAUAUGCUGGGAUUACAAAUGCUGUGAAAGCAUCUGGUGGGUUAAGGGAGAGGUUAUUCAAUGCUGCUUAUAAUGCUAAGAAGCAAGCACUACUGAAUGGGAGGAAUGCGUCUCCAAUGUGGGACAGACUGGUGUUCAAUAAGAUUAAGGAAAGACUUGGAGGGCGAGUUCGUUUAAUUGUGUCAGGUGCUUCACCGUUGUCUCCUGAUGUGUUGGAGUUCUUGAAGAUCUGUUUUGGUGGACGGAUAACUGAAGGAUAUGGAAUGACUGAGACGACUUCUCCUAUAUCUGCUAUGGAUGAGGGUGACAACCUCAAUGGCCAUGUUGGUUCUCCUAACCCAGCUUGUGAAAUAAAGCUUGUGGAUGUUCCAGAAAUGAACUACACAUCUGAUGAUAAGCCAUAUCCUCGUGGGGAAAUCUGUAUAAGAGGUCCAAAUGUUUUCCAAGGCUAUUACAAAGAUGAAGAACAGACGAGAGAAGUAAUCAAUGAAGAUGGAUGGUUUCAUUCUGGGGAUAUAGGAUUAUGGCUACCUGGAGGCCGUCUAAAGAUUAUUGAUAGAAAGAAGAACAUUUUUAAGCUGGCACAAGGAGAGUACAUAGCUCCAGAGAAAAUAGAGAAUGUUUACGCUAAAUGCAAGUUUAUUGCCCAGUGCUUUGUCUAUGGGGACAGCCUAAAUUCUUAUUUGGUAGCUGUUGUUUCAGUAGACCACGAUGUGUUGAAAGCAUGGGCUGCUUCUGAAGGCAUUAAGUAUGAAAAUUUAGCACAACUGUGCAAUGAUCCUAGAGUCAAGGCUGCUGUGCUUGCAGACAUGGACGCUGUCGGAAACGAAGCUCAGCUGCGAGGUUUUGAAUUUGUAAAAGCCGUGACACUGGUGCUAGAACAAUUUACAGUAGAAAAUGGUCUUCAGACCCCAACAUUUAAGGCAAGUGCUCAGCGACAGCUUCUCACCGUGCUUAUUGACUUUCAGAUUAAGAGACCUCAGGCAAAGGCAUACUACGAGAAAGCAAUAUCAAAUAUGUAUGCGGAACUGGCUGCAUCUGAUCCUUCUUCCAAGAAGGUGUUGUGA
Molecule: messenger RNA, 2232 nt
Organism: Dovyalis caffra
Lineage: Eukaryota; Viridiplantae; Streptophyta; Magnoliopsida; Malpighiales; Salicaceae
Source: the annotation of a GenBank genome assembly